CGCCGGCCUCCAGGUCCCGCCGCGCAUGCGCUCGGCGGUCAGCAUGCGGGUCGCGGCCCUGAUCAGUGGUGGGAAGGACAGCUGUUAUAAUAUGAUGCAGUGCAUUUCUGCUGGACAUCAGAUUGUUGCUUUAGCAAACUUAAGACCAGAUGAAAACCAAGUGGGAACUGAUGAAUUGGACAGCUACAUGUAUCAGACAGUGGGUCACCACACCAUUGACUUGUAUGCAGAAGCAAUGUCCCUUCCCCUGUACCGCAGGACCAUAAGAGGCAAGAGCUUGGAUACGGGACGUGUGUACUCCAAAUGUGAAGGUGAUGAGGUUGAAGACCUCUAUGAGCUUUUGAAACUUGUCAAGGAAAAAGAAGACGUAGAGGGGAUAUCAGUAGGAGCCAUACUUUCUGAUUAUCAGCGUGUUCGAGUAGAAAAUGUAUGCAAAAGGCUAAGUCUUCAGCCUUUGGCUUACCUUUGGCAGAGGAACCAGGAGGACUUGCUCAGAGAGAUGAUCGAAUCUGAUAUUCAAGCCGUGAUCAUCAAAGUGGCAGCUUUGGGUUUAGAUCCAGAUAAACAUCUUGGUAAAACCCUGACUGAAAUGGAGCCUUAUCUCUUAGAGCUUUCUAAGAAGUAUGGAGUCCAUGUGUGUGGAGAAGGUGGAGAAUAUGAGACGUUCACUUUGGACUGCCCUCUAUUUAAGAAGAAAAUAAUUGUGGACUCCUGGGAAGUAGUUGUCCAUUCGGAUGAUGCAUUUGCACCUGUGGCCUACCUACGCUUUUUAGAGGCGCACUUGGAAGACAAGGUGUUUCCUGGUCCUGACAACUACAGAACAUCCAAUGAUAGACACAAUUCAUGAAAGUGACAUAGCAUUUUUAAACUAUGAUGCCAACCUUUUCCCUUUCCUUUUCUUUUUUACUUAGAAAAUGACACCUUUUUCAAGAAGAAAUUAACAGAACCAUUGCUUAGCUGUAAAAACAUCAAUAGCUUAUUCCUUCAUAUUGACAACUUCCUUUGGAUUUGCCCUUUCUCUUUAUUUAGCACUUCCUCUCUAUGGCCACUUCCUGGAAUGUGUCUCUUGAUUUCCCUUUUUCUCGCAUGGUACAUUUCUUUCAGAACUCUUUUUUUCUUCUUCCUCUCUUCCUUGCUUGCACCCAUCUCUAGCAGUUACAUCAGAAUGAAGAGUAAUUCAAAUAUAGAUAUGAAUAAAGAAGUGACCAACCUAAUCAACUUCCUCUAUUGGGUGUCAAUUUUGUGUUUAACAUAUGCAUGGUUCAUGAGUUUCAGCAUUCCUAGACAAUCAGGAAGAGCUAUAACUUUCACUGCUCAUGUUAGAAGUGAUUUUAAAUAGAAGUUUAAUAAUUUUACCCAUAUUGACCUUUUAAAUAAUGGAUUUAUUUUUUCAAGUGGCUUUUGGUUCCAGCAAAACUGAGUAGAAAGUAGAGUGCUUUCUACUCAGGUAUACUCCCUUCCUCCACAGCAGCACAGCCCCUUGGCCAGCUGGAGUGGGACGCAGAUGAGCUAGCUUUUAUGUAUCCUUAUCCUCAAAGGUCUAUAGUCUACAUUACAGUUCACAGUUAGCAGUUUGCAUUCUGUGGGAUUUGACAAGUGUCUAGUGAUGUUGAGUAGCACACAGAAUUCUUCUACCCAAACUCCUCUGUGCUCUCCCUAUUCCUUCCGCCCUCUGUGUUAUCCCCGGGCGGUCUGUGUUUGCUUUUCUGGCUCUAUGGCAGGGAGUUGAAAUCAUACAGCAUGUAGCCUUUUCAGAUCAGCUUCCCUUCACCUAUUGGUGUGCUAAUGGUUCCCUGUAUCUCCCUGUGCUGGAGAGCCUAUUUCUUGUUCGUAGCACACACACUCAUUCCAUUGUCUGUAUAUGUGAGAGUUGCGUUUAUCCCCUCAUCUCCUGAUGGGCAUCAUGAUUGCUUCCACGUUUGGCAACUACGAAUAAAGCUGCUGUAUGCAUCCAAGUGCAUGUUUUGGUGUGAUGUAGGUUCUCAGUUUGUUUGUGUAAUUACAGGGGAGCAUGAUUCAUAGACUGUAAGAGUAUGAGAGUUUAGCUUUGGAAAAAACUCCUGUCUUCCAUCAUAGCUGUACUGAUUUGACUUCCUCCCAGUAGUAAUGAAUGAAAGUUCCUUUUCUUCCACAUCCUCACCAGCUUUGGAUGUUGUCCAUGUUUCAGACUUCAGUUAUUCUAAUAGGAUGUUAUGUUGCCUCAUUAAUUGUCUUGGUGUGCAAUUAUCUAGAUGUAUUUUGUUGAGCAUCUUUGCAUAUUUUUAUUUUCUGUAUGUAUAUCUUCUUUGCU
Dipodomys ordii (Ord's kangaroo rat) is the source of this 2290-nucleotide messenger RNA. RefSeq names its product diphthamine biosynthesis 6 (gene Dph6). The record is from RefSeq and is a predicted model, not a curated record. The coding region runs from base 26 to 847 and encodes 273 amino acids. The transcript has 9 exons. NCBI's taxonomy places the organism in Eukaryota, Metazoa, Chordata, Mammalia, Rodentia, Heteromyidae. Gene Ontology annotation, biological process: protein histidyl modification to diphthamide. Gene Ontology annotation, molecular function: diphthine-ammonia ligase activity.